CCAUUUCCAAAUUUUCCUCUUUUCCCGUAUUCUCUUCCGUCCAAAACCGCUUCCAAUCCUCUCCGCUCAUCUCCAUUAUUCCCGAUUUCUCAUUCUUAGAUAUAGAUUUUCCUCUUUAGAUCUAAAUCCCACAAAAAUGGUGUCCAAGAUUAUCAAGAAAACCCCAACAAAAACCAUCAAGAACAACCGCCGCCAGCAGCGCCGGAAGAAAACCCCCGUAAAGAAUGCCUCCACCGCAGCGUCUUUGGUGGCUGCAUCCAUCAAUAAGUCCUUCUGCACUUGCCACCGCCGCCUCAUCAAGAUCUUCUCCAAAUUAGCCCGGAUUGCUACCCCGAAGAAGAAGUCCCCACGAAAACAGGGCUAUCAAUUACUUCAUAAAGCUUCUGAAGAAACCAGAAGUGGAGUUGUAAAGGCUCUGUUUGAUGAUAAUGGAGUUUCUGUUCCCCUCCCACCUUUGGUUUCGUCCAAGAAAGGGACGGUUUUUCUUGAUUUGGAUGAGACUCUGGUGCAUUCUAAACCGAGUAUACCUCCGGAGAAGUAUGAUUUCGUUAUAAAGCCGGUGAUUGAUGGCCAAAAGGUGGAAUUUUUCGUGCUGAAAAGGCCAUUUGUUGGUGAAUUGUUGGAGAGUCUGAGCAAGAAUUUUGAGAUCGUUGUUUUUACGGCAGGGAUAGAAGUUUAUGCCUCCCAAGUGCUCGACAGAAUUGAUCAAAAGGGGUUGAUCUCCCACAGGUUGUACCGUGAUUCCUGUAAAGAAGUUGAUGGCAGGUUUGUGAAAGAUCUAUCUGAUUUGGGCAGGGACUUGAAAAGGGUUGUCAUUGUGGAUGACAAUCCUAAUUCAUAUUCAUUUCAGCCUGAGAAUGCGAUUCCGAUUCCGCCCUUUGUUGAUGAUCUUGGUGAUGAGGAGCUCAAGAAGUUGAUUCAAUUCUUUGAUCAGUUUGAUGAAAUUGAGGAUAUGAGAGAUGUUGUCAAGUCUUAUGCAUCUCAAUUUUCACAAGGGCCUGAGAAUUUGGAAUUGUAAAUCAUUACUAUUUUUUUUUUUUUUAUCAUUUUGUUUUUGUUUCUCCCUUCUGUUACAGAUUGUAAUGAGAUGGGAUGAUUUGGAAGAUAGAAGCCCGUCUUUACAAAAUCAGGAAUUUACAUACAUUUUUCCCUUUAGUUUCAG
Oldenlandia corymbosa var. corymbosa is the source of this 1162-nucleotide messenger RNA. Lineage: Eukaryota; Viridiplantae; Streptophyta; Magnoliopsida; Gentianales; Rubiaceae. The record is from the annotation of a GenBank genome assembly.